Molecule: messenger RNA, 908 nt
Organism: Branchiostoma floridae (Florida lancelet)
Lineage: Eukaryota; Metazoa; Chordata; Leptocardii; Amphioxiformes; Branchiostomatidae
Exons: 7
Coding region: 152-901 (249 amino acids)
Biological process (GO): calcium-ion regulated exocytosis
Cellular component (GO): endoplasmic reticulum
Molecular function (GO): calcium ion binding
Source: RefSeq, a predicted model, not a curated record
AAACGGACAUUGGUAUUGAUAUUUUGACAAAAAGCUGCUGAACUUCCCACCAGACUAGUAUAUUAGGACCAAGAGGUGCUGCCUCCAACCUUGUCUCUGACUUCACACGACUUCACGUCUGGUAGUGUCUCGACAAGCUUUUCCAUCAACCAUGACUCCAUUCCUUCUGCUGUUUGUUGCCCUGGCAACAGCCUCUCCGGUGAAGAGGCAGACAUCAGGCCUGGACGCUGACGGAGACGGUUCGAUCACCUUCGCCGAGGUGUCAGCCACCAUGUCCCUGCACGAGGCUCUGGACGCUCUGGACAGAGACGGUGAUGGCUUCAUCUACCUGCCGCAGAUCAUCGAGCUGUGGGGAACCGGAGACAAGUUUUACGAACUGAACACCGACGGCGACGAUCACCUCACCUUCAGGGAGAUUGAGAACGGGAUGACCCUGCAGGACUUCUACAAUGAGUUCGACUUUAACGAUGACGGAUCUCUGGAUGCUGCUGAGGCUUACCAGAUGAACUUCAUCUACGACACCAUCUACAACACCGCGAUCGACGACCCCCUGGACUCGAACGGAGACGGAAGACUGUCCAGGCUUGAAGUGCUGAGUCACAUGACCUACAACGAGGUUCUGAGGGCCUUGGACGCAAACGGUGACCAACGCCUGGGCCCGAACGAGCUGAGGGUGCUGCUAGGUGGCGAGACCGGACAGUUCAUGGACGAUCAGGACAACAACGAUGACGGGUUCAUCAGCUUUAAUGAGGCGCACAGCCACAACAUGAGUCUGGGCAGGAUCUUCAAUAGGCUGGACGAGGACGAUAGCGGCUACCUAGAGGAUGGCGAAGGUGCCGGGUUCUACACUGUGUGGACCACCAUCCUAAACUCUGCCAGCACCGACCCCAUCACGGGAUAAGGUAUCU